This is a messenger RNA of Acytostelium subglobosum LB1, 315 nucleotides long. RefSeq lists its product as hypothetical. Bases 1 to 315 code for a protein of 104 amino acids. The transcript is spliced from 3 exons. The record is from RefSeq and is a predicted model, not a curated record. NCBI's taxonomy places the organism in Eukaryota, Evosea, Eumycetozoa, Acytosteliales, Acytosteliaceae.
AUGCAGUUUCAAGCACUUAGACUCUUUGAGAGAGCAUACAAGCGUGUGCCUUUGAUCAGAUUCCCAAAUAGACAUGCUGGUGAGACACAUGUCAAUCUGUCUACUCCAAAGACAACAACUACAACUACUACAGCCACUCCAACAGCUGCACCAACACCAUCAUCAUCAACAAAGAAAGGCAACUUUGUGUAUAUUACAGCUGCCCAAGCACCAAAGAGACUAAAGCUGUCCACUACUGAGAUGGAUCUUGUUUCACUUGGUGGUGCCAUCGAGGUUGCCAAGCCAGCAAAGUCAGGCAAGCCAGCAAAGAAAUAA